Molecule: messenger RNA, 2040 nt
Organism: Medicago truncatula (barrel medic)
Lineage: Eukaryota; Viridiplantae; Streptophyta; Magnoliopsida; Fabales; Fabaceae
Product: extracellular ribonuclease
Exons: 8
Coding region: 802-1938 (378 amino acids)
Molecular function (GO): nuclease activity
Source: RefSeq, a predicted model, not a curated record
AUAUUUACAUAACGUUGGUUGGAGAGAGAGGGUGAGUGUGGAGACGUCGACUAUUAGCUUGAGAGGAGAUGGUGCGAGGGAGUGCACUUUAUUAUUACAUAACGUUGUUUUUGGAGGAUAGUAUUUAUGAUGCAUGGUGUUGGCUUUUAGACCUUGUUCAUGGUUAUUCAGUUCAGGAAGCAUAUCGUUUUCUUACUUCCGGUGAGCAGGUGGAUAGAACUCUUGUUGAUGAUGUCUGGCAUAGACACAUUCCAACAAAAGUGUCUCUGUUUGUGUGGUUCGAAACCGUCUUCCCAUGAAAGACAAUUUGAUGCGUCGAAGGGUUAUUCAGGUUAUUGACACCGCAUAUGCUUAAGGUUGCGGUGACUUGGAAUCAGCUAAUCACCUCUUCUUAGAGUGUGAGAUUCCCAAUUUGGUUUGGUUACAUGUGCGAAAUUGGAUAGGCUUUUCUACGGUGUCUUAUUGUUUAGUUGCGAGAACAUUACACUCAAUUCUCGUUAAUGGCAGGUAUGUCUUCAAAGUAAUUUGGAAUGUUUGUGCGUGGAUGAUUUGAAAGGAUCGUAAUGACCGAGUCUUCAAGAAUAUGGGAUCAAAUUCUCAUGUUCUCAUUGAAAAAAUCAAACUGAGUUAUUAUUUAUGGCUGAAAGUUAAUAGGCCGUCCUUUAAUUUAUGUUAUCAUGAUCGGUGGUAACACCCGCUAGCGUGCUAUUUUUUUGGUGUUGGAGGUGGCUCAACUUCUUGGCAUCUCUGGUUGUAUUUUUUGAGCGGUGUUUUCCCUUUGGCUGCAAUUUUUCUGAAAGCAUGAUGAUAGCCAUAAGUGACCCUGUACUCCCCGCAAUUUUUUCAAACCGCCAUUACUUGCCGAGAACAAUUCAACUUCACAAUCAAAAUCUCAUACACGCAGUAUCAACUUUCCGGCGGGGCGCUUGGAUUAUCCGUGCAAGCCAUCCAAAUCGUCCGAUUCAACACAGGGAACAAAUGUGGCUAACGUGUUUUCAUUUCUCCUGGAAAUGCUUCUUUUCUAGACUUGUUUCUUUUUACUUGUUAUUAUCUCUUAAUCUUGUUGCUGUUGCCUCUGAAUAUCCAACUCCUUCUACUUAUUCAUGUGAGGAUGUUGCCAAUUACUAUUCCCCUUUGAAGCAUUUCAGAUUAAAAGGUGAAAAACUCAAGAGAAAAUUGAAUUCCAUCAUUGCUCCACAUCAUUCAUUGUCCUACCAAGAGGUGUGGGAUGCUCUUAAGGUUCUUGAUGCGGCUGAUAUUGAUAAACCAGAAGCUUCAUUGGGAAUAGUUGAAAUAUACUCACUGAGAGUUGUUCCAAAAUGGCUAUCAGGAAAACCAGAGGGAUGGAAUAGGGAGCAUCUUUGGCCUCGUUCUUAUGGGCUGACAACUGUUCCAUCUUUGACUGAUUUACACAACAUUCGCCCUGCUGACGUUAAUGUGAACUCAUCAAGGGGAAACAAGUACUAUGGGGAAUGCAUCACUGGCUCGACCAAAUGUCUCAGACCAGCCAACAAAGAAGCUGCUUUGGACACUGAAGCAGACAAGAGGAGGUGGGCACCGCCUAAGGAGGUUAGAGGAGAUAUUGCGAGGGCAUUAAUGUACAUGGCAGUCUGUUAUGGGUUUCCACAACCAGGGGGAAGUCCAGGUCUUCGCCUUUCGGACACUCCAAAUGUUGAAAACAGAGAGAUGGGACUGCUUUCCACAUUAUUAGAAUGGAAUGAAGUAGAUCCACCUUCGAGGGAGGAGAAACUGAGAAACGAAAGAAUAUGUAAAUUUUAUCAGCAUAAUCGGAAUCCUUUUGUUGAUCAUCCAGAGUAUGUGAAUCUUGUAUGGAAGCAAGUUGUUUCAUGGCGUGCUCAUAAUAAUAAUGAUAAUGAUAAAAAUGUCUCCAACAAAGGAAAAAAAUUAGGACGAGGAGCUCAAUUACUUCACUUGUGAUAUUUUUUUGCCCUUUUCAUUACGCCUUUCAAAUGAUGUUUAGAUUUUUUAUAAACAUUAAUCUGUCUUUAUUUACAAUAACGUGAUUGAUUCUAAACAGAU